AUGCAGUCUCUGCUACCGCUGUUCCUGAGGCCGGCGGCGCGGUUCUUGGGGCCGUUCCUGGCAGGCCGGCCGGCGGAGGCGGCGGCCACGAUGCUGCACCGCGCCGGCGUGCUCCCGAGGAACAGGGCGCUGGAGCGGCUCGUGAGGGACGACGGCGGCGCCGAGGACUGCAUCGCGCGUCUCGUCGUCAGCGUGGUGAGCUGCCUCUGCUAG
Molecule: messenger RNA, 213 nt
Organism: Triticum dicoccoides
Lineage: Eukaryota; Viridiplantae; Streptophyta; Magnoliopsida; Poales; Poaceae
Exons: 1
Coding region: 1-213 (70 amino acids)
Source: RefSeq, a predicted model, not a curated record